AUGAACCCCACCAAUGCCUCCCAGCAUUCCUCCCGCAGCCAUCUCACCCCCGAGGCCUCGCUCCGCCCGCGCAACAAGCGCCUGGUCUCGGCCGGCGACGACGACCUCGACCGCGACUCCAAUGCCGCCGCCAGCCUAGACGGCAGCCGCGCUGCCUCGCCCUCGGCCUCGCCCUUGACCUCGAGGACCGCCUCUCCCAUUCCCGGUGCCGGCCCCUCGCGCUCCAGCUCCUCGCAGGCCGCAAGCAGGUCGAGGGAGUCGACCAUCAGCAAGAGCACCUUCGGCCGCAGCCCGAGCAGCAAUGCGCAGGAUCCGCUAGCCCAGCUCUCCGGCCUCUGGGGUAGCUCAAUCUCCACGUUGCAGGGGCUCGCUUCCAACGUGCUUGGCAGCGACACCAGCGGAGACGUGCCCAGGAAGCGCAGGCCCUUCGAAGCCACCCAUGGCCGCAAGACGACGACCAGUGCGCCCCCCGCCCAAUGGGGCCCUGCGGCACGAGACACACAGAUCGGGACGGGGACGAAGGAGGAGCGGGAAGCUAUGGUCAGGGCCAUGAAGCGGAAAGACCUGCUCAUGGCAAACGGACACUUGAACAUGGAUGCCACGGGGAAGUUCAAGCGGAGGAACUCGGACGAGCGCAUUUCGUCGUCAGCCCCGCCGACGGAGCAUGACGACCGUGACGCGCUGGUCUACAUCCACCGCGUGCGGCCUGAGGACACGCUUGCCGGCAUCACCAUCAAGUACAACUGCCAGGCCCCUCCUCUCCGCAAGGCGAAUAGAAUGUGGGCCCAAGACAGCGUGCAGACGCGCCGCCAUUUGGUUAUCCCUGUGGAUGCCUGCGGUGUGAAAGGCCGCCCUGUGCCACCACCCGAAGAGCAGAAGCCAAAACAGCCUAACGUAGAAGAUGACUUGCUACUGCCCACCCCGGGCGCCGAAUACCCUCCCAUUCACAGCACCAGCCUCCCUACCAACGGCUGGCAUGGUCCCGCAUCUGUCUCGACCUCGAAUCUCUCUAAAUCCGUGACCGCAUCAGAAACAUCUACGAACGCCGAUAACGAGCCGCCAUGGAAACACGAGGGCUGGGUCAUGUUACCACACAGCAAGGACCCCAUCGAGAUUGCCCGCCUGCCACGCAGAGAUCUUGGCUUUUUCCCGCCCGCUCGCCGGAAAAGUUUGACCUUCUCGGACAACGACUCCGCCGUCCGGACGCCGUCUGCAUCGCUCGAGCUGAACCGCUCCGAUACAAUAACUUCAGCAUCAUCAAUGACUUCGCAUGGCACCGCCAAAUCGCCCCGCCAAAGCAGCAGCAGUAACGUUCCUAACCGCCACCGCCCGCGCGCCCCAAGUAUCACUCAGAGUUUCAAACUUGACGGACCUGGAGGUGUCGGCACCUUUAACAGGAAUGUCCGCAAACCAGGUCCUGCACAAGAUGGUUUGAAUAAAUUAUUCGGUCAGCACCUGCCAAACCUCGCGCCGCCACCGGGCAAGGAUUACUUUGGCACCUGGAACCCAGCAGCGAUGUCGGAGGCUAAAGCAGCUGGGGAUUCUAUGGGCCCGUCAGGCACCGCGACACCUGUCGGAGUUGGCGGCGUCGGCGGUAGCUCCAGCGGUUUCGAUCUCGCUCAGGUUGGUGGCGCCAUCGAGGGUUGGAUGCGCAAGGUGGCAACGCAAGCGUCGACGCUCGUUCCGCCGGCGCCGCUAACGCCUAUCAAAUCUGGUGCGACCGCCGCAGACAGGCAGCGAGCGGCCGGUGCUGGAAUAGGUCCUGCAGGAAUGGGCGGCGAUAUCAACGAUUUGAUUGAGCUGACGGACGCCUUCGAGGUCGGCGAGGACGAGGAGGAGGAGACGAACCGCGGACGCUCCGGCACCGGAAGUGGAAGGCGCGGGCCUGCCGACAGUGUCAGGAGGCGGGAAGCACGCAGUGGCACGCCGAGCAAGGGGGCAAAGGGCGAUUAA
Molecule: messenger RNA, 1953 nt
Organism: Lasiodiplodia theobromae
Lineage: Eukaryota; Fungi; Ascomycota; Dothideomycetes; Botryosphaeriales; Botryosphaeriaceae
Product: Carbohydrate-binding module family 50 protein
Exons: 1
Coding region: 1-1953 (650 amino acids)
Source: RefSeq, a predicted model, not a curated record